Cuscuta campestris is the source of this 1532-nucleotide messenger RNA. Lineage: Eukaryota; Viridiplantae; Streptophyta; Magnoliopsida; Solanales; Convolvulaceae. The record is from the annotation of a GenBank genome assembly.
CUUCAUCUGUUUCCUCUUGCACACUCGCCGAAGCUCUUGGCCCCAUCUGCUGAAACGCGUCCCUGUCCUUGACCGUCUUCAUCGACGACUUGCUUCAUCGUCCAAUUAAUCGCCGCCGCCGCCGCUGAUGAAUUCGACAUCAUACCGAUCGCUUCAAGUGUUUCCCACUGCCUCGCCAGAGAGGUAUCUCUAAAAUCUACUCCAAAGGAAAGAGGUCUAAAACCCCCAAAAACACCUCAAUGGUUUGGUGUUUGAUCUGAAAUUCUGAAUAUGAUAUCUAUGGAGUAUUAUAUUUUUGCGAUCUGAACAACAUGAGUAGUCGAUUUGACCCGACCCGGCACACGCCCAACCCUAGACACGAUGGCUUUUAGUGUUGCCCAUAGGACAAAUGCUACCCAAAGGCCAAAUAUGAUUCGGCAUCUAUAAAAGUCGAAUACUGUACCAAAUAAUGCAAUACUCCGUAUUAUACUUUAUAUAGAGAGUGCAUUCUUCUAUCAUUUCGUGGGAAAUAGAUGUCUCUUCUGAGCAAAGUUCAUGGUAUUUCUUCAUCUUCAAAUGCCGGAUUGAGAAAAUUUGAAUCUUUUAAACUGAAGAGGGUUCGCUCAAUCCACUAUGCAUCCCAUUCUAAUUCCCCAUUCAUUGAGUGGCAUUCAGUGGAGAGGUACAAGAGAGACAACUGGAUAUACAAGAGUGAAUUGCAGCAGCCUCCUUCGCACCCGCUCCCAGCUGACCCUAGCUUUGUGAGGGACUAUGACAUUGCCCAGCAGCUUCCUGAGCUCAAGAAGUUGCUUCAGGUGUUGAAAGAGAAGCGCAGGGAGAGUUAUGACUCCGGGAAGAGAGGUCCCGGGAAUGUGUUUUUGGUGGGGACUGGACCGGGGGACCCGGAACUGUUGACUCUCCGGGCAUUGAGAGUGAUUCAGAGUGCUGAUUUGGUGUUGUAUGAUAGAUUGGUCUCCAAUGAUGUUCUCAAUCUAGUGGGUCCUGAUGUUAGGCUUCUCUAUGUUGGCAAAACUGCUGGGUACCAUAGCAGAACACAGGAAGAAAUUCAUGAGUUGCUUCUUAGUUUUGCUGAAGUUGGGGCCACUGUUGUCCGUCUGAAAGGAGGAGAUCCUUUGGUUUUUGGGCGGGGUGGAGAAGAGAUGGACUUUCUACAACAGCAAGGAAUUGAAGUGAAAGUUAUUCCUGGUAUGAUACCUUACAAUUGUAAAGCAAGUGCUCUCUUUUUGUUUCCAGAAAUACUAAUGCUCGAGUUGGCAAGCUUGAAAUCUUUGGUGAAUUAGUAGUUCAAUAAAAAACCUUUACACACAACAGUUUAUAAUGCUCUCUUGAACUCACAUUUCCAACUCCAACCCCCUACUCAUUGUUUUUUUUCUUUUGCACUUUAAAAGGCAAGGUAGGCGAUGCUUAACUACCCUGAUUUUAGCCUAGCUGGUUCAAAAAUUGGCCUAGGGGGUCCUAAGCAGGGCUAGGCUGGUCCCAUUGUAGCUAAAAUCACAUCUUUAUAUUUUAGACAAUAACAAGUCAAUCAUAGU